UAUAAGUUAUAUGUACGAUUUAAUUUAACCUAAUUUGUUUUUACAUUUACUCCUCUUACUCUCUCUAUCAAACUACACAUUAGUUUUUUUUUAAAGCAUUAUUGUGUCUGUUGUUUUCGUAAAAGGUUCAUCUACAUUCAGAAAUCAGAAUGGAAUGUUUGGGCCAUGAUUCCAGUUUUGGUACACAUAAUCUCAAUGUUAGGGAUAGAGAAUUCGUACAAUGGUUUCGUCAUGAUAUAAUAGAUAUUUUCCAUGAAUAUUCUUAUUCCAUGAAUUAGACGUUUUGUGCGUCGAUCUUUCUAUAAAAAAAAAUGAAACGUUUAAUAUUAACUACUACUAUUGUGCCGGCCUUAGUCUAGAUAUUAAUAUUGGAUAUGUUUGAUUUAAGUGGAUCUCUUUACUGUUAAGCUAGUUUUGUAAAAACAAAUAAAAAAAUUUGAAUAGCAUUCAGCAUAAUUUUAUUUCAUUUCGAUUCCAUAGUCAUCAUGUUCUUAAUUACCUAUUCUACCUCAUCGGCAAUUUUUUUUUUUUUUUUACAAAAGAUAAUCAUAUAUUGAUUUAGAACAAAAGGCUAUUACAUCCUGGAAUUCAGCCAGACCUGAUAAUCAAAACAACUUAUAGUCGGGUACAAAGAAAUAGCUUUUUUCAACCUAAACUUGAAGCUCGUGAGGUUAUUUCGUAUUGAUGAUUAUUACAAUUGAUGGAUUCUACAGUGAGUUGAUUCUAGAAAAUACAAGCCCUCUCUUAUUGUAACAUACUAACAAUGAGUUAAACCGCCACUUAAUCCUGAAUAAUCAAUAACAUGUGAAGUAAUUACUUUCUAAGUUUUGCAUUAUAAUUAGAGCUUUUACAUGAUAAUAAAAUAAAAUUAGCUAUCAUCCAAUGAUCCACAUAUUGAACUAGGGCUGUUAGUCGGUGCGGUUUCGAUUUAACCGAACCGCACCGUCGGUUAGCCGAAACCAAAAUUCGGCCAUAAUCCCAAACCGAAGCCGAAACCGAAGAAAGGCUCGGUUAACCGCCAACCGCAAUCGCCGGUUUCGGUUUGCAAGAGCGGUUAGCCAUAAACGGCAAGAUGGCAUGAUUUUCGGUCAGGAACAGGGCGACGUCGGGAUUCCGGGACAGAAGGCGGCAGCAGCGGCUGGAACCAGGGAGGAUGAAGCGGCACCGACGUUUGUGAGCAGGAGGACGACAGUACUAACUAGGACAACAAGAGUGCAGGUCAGGCUGACUGGAGAGGACGACGUCGAGCUCGUGAGUAGGAGGACGGCGGUGCAAUGAGCUCGCUACGACGAGUUCUGGGAGGGAGUUCGGCGACGACAAGUUCUGUGUUGGAGGACAGCGACGAUGAAGGCUGGGAGCGGGAGGGCGGCAAUGCGACGAAAGCUAGGAGCAAGAGGAUGACGAUGCGACGAACUCGACGACGGGAGUUUGUGGACUGGAUGGCAACUACGACAACGGGGACGAGGGUAGGGUUCGAAAAUGGGAAGCGACGAGUGAGGUUCUGUCGAUUUCGAUUCGCGAUAUAGGUCAGGGGAGGGGACUGGGGAGAGGCCGAGAGGUUGUCAAUUUGGCCAAGUAGAAGAGUACACGCCCAAACGACGCCGAUUUAGUGAGUAUGGUCGAUUUUGCGGUUAAUCUCGCACGGUUGCGGUUCUUAACUGCUAACCACUACAAUUGCUUCAUGCCCAGUGACAGGAAACCACAACCGCAAGUCAUUCUCGGUUUUCGGUUGGCUAUUAAACCAACGAUUUCGGUUUGGUCUCGCGGUUAACCGAAAAACCAGAGACCGAUUAACAGCCCUAUAUUGAACCAAAGAAUCAAUAUCAUAUCAACCAAAGUGAUUUCAUCCAUUCAUUUGUUUUCUCGAGAAAGAACACCAUAAGAAUCAUGAAUUGCAAUAAGUUACACUUUAAUUUCAUCCCAUCACACACCACGCAGGGCAUCAUUGACCCAACCGAAGUCAUCCAACUUUAAGGGACGACGCAAGCAAUCGAUGUGAUGAUGAACAGCAGUUAUGAUUGCUCAACAACGAGAAACCAUGCCGCAAACAAGCCUAGUGCUGGUGUCGAAACGGUUUGCUUCCUGAACAUGGUGUACAUUGAUACAUAAUGUCAAUGCACAGAACUAUCAGACGAGUUGUUUUUCUUCAAUUGGAUAAUCUAUGUCACUGAACAAAUGGAUAUUGGGGAAGCUUCCAGGAAGAAGUGCCGGUACCCAGGACAGAAUACAUAACAAUCCAACAGGACAAUCAAAACAUUUAAAAGAUCAAAAGAUGCCUGCGAUAUAUGCCAUUUUGAACAUGGUAACUAUCACGAUCUGGAAUCGAGCAAUUGCAUCAAAAUGACACUGGUACCAACGGAUUGGAUUGGAUCGAGUAUAUAGCCAUCACUGUCAAGAGAGAGCAGAGCGACUGACAACUUUGUAAGACCCGGUCAUUCACAUCUAUGCCAGAGUUAGCAACCAGUGAUCCACCCCCUCCCUCAUAUGGAGAGAACAUAACUACAAUCAUUAAACCAAAAUACAAGCAAAGCAUGGAGAAGGAGAAAACUCACCUUGUUAUGAUGAGUCCAAUCUUCUUGUUUACUGAAAACUAGCACCAUGCCUAUGUGCAGGAUUGCGAUGAGUAAAAGUAAUUAGUUUAA
Molecule: messenger RNA, 2642 nt
Organism: Linum trigynum
Lineage: Eukaryota; Viridiplantae; Streptophyta; Magnoliopsida; Malpighiales; Linaceae
Source: the annotation of a GenBank genome assembly